AUGCCAUUUGGCUUAAUCAAUGCUGGAGCCACAUUCCAGAGAGCUAUGGACAUUGCAUUUCAAGAUUUGAUUGGAAAAUGCAUCAUUAUUUACAUGGAUGACAUUACAAUUUUCUCAAGGAAAAGAGAAGACCACAUUGAAGAUUUGAGAAAAGUAUUUCAAAGAUGCAGAAAAUACGGGAUAUCCCUUAAUCCCAAGAAAUGCAUAUUCGGGGUUACAGAAGGUAAAUUAUUAGGACACAUUAUCUCGGAGAAAGGAAUCUCCAUUGAUCCAGAAAGAGUUGAGGCUAUAUCUAAGAUAAACCUCCCGAGCAGUAAGAAAGAACUGAGGUCAUUCUUUGGUAAGAUUAAUUUUGUGAGGGAAUUUAUCUCCGGAUUUGCUGAGAUAAUACGACCACUGAAUGAAAUGUUGAAGAAAGAUGCUAAGAUAGAUUGGACGACAGAAGCGAAGAAAGCAUUUGAAGAAAUCAAGUCCACCAUCGUUGAGGCUCCUGUUUUGGUUAGUCCUGAUUAUGCAAGGCCUUUUUAUGUGUAUUCAUUCUCUUCAGAACAUACUUGUGCUGCAGUCCUUACACAGAAGAACGAAGAUAAAGAUGAACAUCCCAUAGCAUUUAUGAGUGCACCGUUGAAAGAUGCGGAGCUGAGAUAUCCGAACGUAGAGAAACAAGCUUAUGCUUUGAAUGAAUUAGGAGAAAGAAGAGGAAAGUGGAUCGCCACUAUCCAGGAGUACGACAUAGAGAUACAACCAAUGAGACUUGUUCGAGGUCAAGCCUUAGCGCAGACUCUAGCAGUUGAUGGACCCAGAUUAGUCCAACAAGUCUAUGCAAUUGAAGAUGUCACUCUAGAUGAAUGGUAUAAAGAUAUUGUUUGCUAUUUAUUAAACCAUAGAUGCCCCGCGCAUAUGGCCCCAGCUCAGAAGAGAGCAUUAAGAUUGAAGUGUCAGCAUUUUAUGUUACAAGGCUCGGUUUUAUAUCGAAGAAACCAUGAAGGAAUAUAUUUGAGAUGUGUUGGAAAGAAUGAAGCUAAACAGAUUGUGGAACAAUUUCACAAUAGAUUUGGGACAGGUCAUGGUGCAAGCUUGGCUACUGCGCACCAAAUUCUGAGAGCAGGCUAUUACUGGUCUACCUUGUUCCGAGAUACUCAUGAACAUGUGAAGACGUGUCACACAUGCCAGGUUGCUGCCGUUCGAGAGAAGAAUCCAGCCAUGCUGUUGCAACCCGUGAUCGAGUCCAGACCUUUCGCUAUGUGGGGUAUCGACUUCAUUGGUAUGAUCAAUCCACCUUCCUCUGCGCAACACAGGUACAUUUUAACCGCGACUGAUUACUGUACUUGGUGGUCAGAAGCUCAAGCUUUGAAGUUAUGUACAAUUGAUGCCGUGAUUAAAUUUUUAGAGGAGAACAUCAUUACCAGGUUUGGUUGUCCACAUGCUAUUGGUAAUGGGUUAGCCGAAUCUACGAACAAGAAUUUGUUGAGUGUGAUUAAGAAAUUGUUAGAGAAAAAUCUGAAGGAUUGGCACACACAAUUGAGAUUCACCCUUUGGGCAGAUAGAACGAGAGUUAAGAAUUCAUUGGGGACAUCCCCAUAUUUUCUGGUAUAUGGCCAAGAGCCUGUCUUCCCUGUACAACUGAGGAUUCCUACAUUGAGAUUCAUACAAGAUUAUAUGGAGGGCGAAGACGGAGUGCAAAUGAGACUGACACAGUUGAUGAAUUUAGAAGAAAAAAGAGAUAAAGCAUUAGAGAAUUUCGCCAAACAUCAGAGCGUAGUUAAGAGAUGGUUUGACAGACAAGCACGGGUAAAAGCCUUUAGGAUUUCUGACCUGGUGCUAUACUGGGGUAAAGCCCAUGAAAGAAGGGGAGAUCACGACAAAUUUGACAAACUAUGA
Molecule: messenger RNA, 1881 nt
Organism: Cryptomeria japonica (Japanese cedar)
Lineage: Eukaryota; Viridiplantae; Streptophyta; Pinopsida; Cupressales; Cupressaceae
Exons: 3
Coding region: 1-1881 (626 amino acids)
Molecular function (GO): nucleic acid binding
Source: RefSeq, a predicted model, not a curated record